AUGAACGAAAGAGCGGUCGACGUUGCUCUCGAACCUCAAGAGGGAGGCGGCGAAGUGCCUUCUCUCGAAUCUGUGCCUCCGGCUGGCACUGUGGAAGAAUGGGCUACGAUGGAGGAUGAGACCGAGGGUCCGAUUCGCAUCCUCACUCAAGCGCCAAAUGCGGGAGAGGAAGCAUCCACGAUUGAUAUCGAUGCUGCCGACGUUGCUGCCGACGGCGUCGCUGCUGUGGACGAUGGCUCUACUCUCCCCGUUCCCAAUUUUGAUGAUUUCGUCGAUGCUGCCGAGCGAUUUCAUCGAUCUCGAGUUGAGGAAGUUAGCAACGUCCUCAAUUCUACGAGAAACAAGCUGUUACUCACCCCAGGUCUUGCCGAAUCAACACGAGAGUGGUUGGAAAAAGUGGAUGACUUGGCUAUCAACCAGGCUCUCCAGAACAGCCCUGUUUCCGGUCUCACGCAGGCGCAGGAAAACAACGCCACCCAGCGACUACCUCUCAAACGUGCUCGUCCAACCACCGCGGAUGCUGCCGCCGAGCCCACCGCCGAGCCCACCGCUGCUGCUCAACUCUUCCCGAAGCGUCCACGUGCAGGCCAAAUCAUGUACCAUGGCGUUUCGUAUCCACUCGAAAGGGUUGAUCGAAUCCAGAACAAGGGUAGCGAUAAACAAGCCACCCUUUUCGGAUUUGGCAAAAAUCCAAACACUUUGUCGGUCUGCCCAACUGGCAAUUCUUUCUUUACAAAGGAGAAAUUGGGCAAAGACAAGUACGUCAAAGUGCCCGAUGCACGCAAGUCUACACGAGCUAAGGCCCCUCUUCUCGAAAACUUGGCUCAAAUCAAGAACCACUUCAUUGAGAGAGACGCGCAGUGCACCGACUUUGUCGCUGAAUUGCUCAGCGGCAAUCUAGCCGUCUUAGUAGAGACGCCCUUUACGAACCUCCUUUUUGGAGAUAUCAGUGGAUUUAUUCAAUCGACCUCAGGAUGUCAUCCAGCUACACCACCACCACCACCAAAAGACGAGUGA
This is a messenger RNA of Oikopleura dioica, 1017 nucleotides long. NCBI's taxonomy places the organism in Eukaryota, Metazoa, Chordata, Appendicularia, Copelata, Oikopleuridae. The record is from the annotation of a GenBank genome assembly.